CACUGAUUCGGCUGUGGCGUUUCAGACUUGUAGUCCUGUAGUCCUGUAGUCCAGGGGAGCGGCAGCCAGCGGGACUGAUUGUCGGUGUGGAUAUGAGAGAAAGGCAGAUGCAUUAACCUGGAAGUCAACCGGUGUAGCGGGUUAGCAUAGCAUAUUAGCAUCUAUCUGAGCGGGACCGUCCUACCGAACCAGUGGCUGCUGUCGCUAGUGACGUAGACUAGCUAGCUAACAAGCUAACGGUAGCUAACCUGCUAACUUCCCUAGUUGAAGGCGGGUUAAGGGACGCCUGACAGUGUGGGGAAAACGAGGCCUCCGGCUAGUACCGCUCGGUUUACAGCUGCCCUGGAGUACUUCACACUCCGAUUUAUUGCCCAAGCAACAUCUUGCUGAGAUGGACAACCUAAGUGAAGCCUUGGAGAAGCUAAAGCUAGCUUCUACAGACAGCACCACUGACAGCAUGGAGAGCUGUCUUGACUGCCUGCUGAAAGCACUCAGCAACAACAACACCGAUGCUAGUGUUAAGAUCCAGGAGAUGGGUGUUCUUCCACUGCUACCCACUUUGCUGAACCCCCAGUCCUCCUGCACCCCUAAAGUAGCCAACAUUAUAGCGGAGCUGGCCAAAAACGAGUUCAUGCGGAGUCCCUGUGUUGAAGCCGGCCUCAUUUCUCCUCUAAUCCACCUGUUGAACUCCACCGACCAGGAAGUGUUACUGCAGACUGGCCGAGCUCUUGGCAACAUCUGUUAUGACAGCCAUGAGGGCAGGAGUGCAGUUGACCUGGCAGGAGGGGCUCAGAUAGUAGCUGAACACAUUAAAUCCCUCUCCCAAAAUACUGAGCCGGAAAAUGAGAAGCUCUUGACUGUCUUUUGUGGCAUGCUGAUGAACUAUAGCAAUGAUAAUGAUUCCCUACAAGCUCAGCUGAUCAAUAUGGACGUGAUUCCCACUCUGGUAAAGCUGCUAGGCAUCCAUUCCCACAACACAGCCCUGACAGAAAUGUGUCUCAUUGCCUUUGGGAAUCUGGCUGAGCUCGAGUCCAGCAAAGAGCAGUUUGCCUCCACCAAUAUUGCUGAGGAGCUGGUUCGUCUUUUCCAGAAGCAGAAGGAGCACGAAAAGAAGGAAAUGAUUUUUGAGGUUCUGGCUCCACUUGCAGAAAAUGAUGUGAUCAAGCUGCAGCUGGUGGAGGCGGGGCUGGUGGAGUGUCUGCUGGAGGUGGUGGCUCAGACUGUGGAUGGAGAGAGGGAGGAGGACAUCGCCCAGCUGAAGACCGCCUCAGACCUCAUGGUCCUCCUGCUGCUGGGAGAUGAGUCCAUGCAGAAGCUGUUUGAGGGUGGAAAGGGAAGUGUCUUCCAGAGGGUCCUGUCCUGGAUACCAUCUCAUAACCAUCAGCUGCAGCUUGCUGGGGCUUUGGCCAUCGCUAAUUUUGCUCGCAACGAUGGGAAUUGCAUACACAUGGUGGACACUGGGAUUGUGCAGAAGCUUCUGGAGCUGCUGGAUCGGCACGUUGAAGAAGGCAACGUUACUGUCCAACAUGCAGCACUGAGCGCCCUGAGGAACCUGGCCAUACCUGUGGUAAACAAAUCCAAGAUGUUGUCAGCUGGAGUAGCAGACGUGGUGUUGAAGUUUUUGCAGUCAGAAAUGCCUCCAGUCCAGUUUAAACUCCUGGGGACAUUACGUAUGCUCAUCGAUACACAAGCUGAAGCUGCAGACCAGCUGGGAACCAAUGGGAAGCUGGUGGAGAGGCUAGUAGAGUGGUGUGAAGCCAAAGAUCAUGCAGGAGUGAUGGGCGAGUCCAACAGGCUGCUGUCGGCCCUUAUUCGACACAGCAAGUCCAAGGAAGUCGUCAGAACUGUUAUCCAAGGAGGAGGAGUCAAGCACUUAGUUACCAUGGCUACCAGUGAACAUAUGAUUAUGCAGAAUGAAGCACUGGUGGCUUUGGGUCUCAUAGCAGCGCUGGAUUUGGUUGCAGCUGAGAAGGACUUUGUUGGAGCCAACCUGGUGUCGGUGCUCCACAAGCUGCUGUCAGACGACAGGAGCGCACCAGAGAUCAAGUACAACUCUAUGAUCCUCCUCUGUGCAGUCAUGGGCUCAGAGCCCCUCCACAAAGAGGUCCAGAGCCUGACGUUUAUUGACGUGGUGUCCAAGCUGAGGGCUCAUGAAAACAAAACGGUAUCCCACCAGGCAUCUCUUACAGAGCAGCGAUUAACUGCCCAGAGCUAAAUGACUGUGUCCAACAUCACCCACACACUCAUCCACCCAAAUGCCUGCCUGACCGCCUAAUCACCCAGUGACCCCCCAUGACUGCUCCCCCCUCUGCCCCCAUCGUCAUGUGCCAAGGUACCAUGUCACGUUAACUGCCAGCCGGACAUAGCCAUGUCUCCACCCAACACUCCGGCCCGCCCUCCUCCACCGGGGUUAGACUGAUGUCCAUUAGGAACACCAAUACUGUGUGCUUAUAUACAAAUCAUACAUUUUAUUUUUAACUACCGGUGCAAGAAAUUGCCAAGACCCGAAUCCUUGACUUGUUUUUAGACCACUGUGGCACGCCAACACACUCCUGAAAGCCAUAAUAAUGAAAUAUAUUGAGGUGGGUUAACAGGCACUUUAGGCAAGUGAGGCAGGUUUUAUUUCAGGCUUUACAAACCGACACCCCUUAAAUGCUCAAUGGAGGGACGUCCCUAAUAGUCCGGCGGCUUAGGACCAGAAUUGGGAAGAAAGGGGACACGUCGGACAAAAGUACCAAAUUUUUUCCACAUGCUCUCUAUCACUAUAGGUUUCAAUUUUUGGUAGGAGCCAAUUCAUCAAGAUUGCAGAUCGGAGAUGGCAGCCAUAUAAAAUCUAUGAGAACCAGUACAUCUUCAAAGCCACUUAGAAGGUCAAUCUUAGUGUCAAAAUAUACAUUUUCUGGGUCAAAGAAUAAUUUAAAGCUACUGAGAAUAUCACUAGAUGAUCAAAUAGAUAUGUUCAUUUUGGCCAUGUAUUUACAUAAUUAUUAGCUCAGGAUUCUCUGCUGCAGCACUUGAAGCGAGUUGCCUACCAGUCUGGGUGAAAAUUAUCAUUUCUAUUUGAUCAAAUAAUCAUCUAGUGAUAUUCUCAACAGCUUUAAAUGAUUCCUUGACCCAGAAAAUGUAGAUUUUGACACCAAGAUUGACCUUCUGAGUGGCUUGGAAGAUGUAUUGGUUCUCAUAGACUUUAUAUGGGUGCCAUCUCGGAGCACGUGGAAAAAAUUUGGUGCUUUUGUCCAGCGUGUCCCCUUUAUUUAGCUAAGCCGCCUGACUAUAAAGGUGGACACCAUUGACUUACUGUUCUAUAGAGUCUUUUUUUUUUCCUAAAUGAACUGAUAUCAGUCUAACCCUGGUGCCACCUCUACUUGUGCAUGUAUCCUCUGUACAAGUAGCUCCAUAGGAGCUGAUGCUCUGUAAAACAGUAACGCAAUAGAUAAGAGACGACACUCUUUUAUGACCAUAGCUGUGAUACCAUCCGCCGAUAACCCACAAAUGAAAAAAAAAUGUGCACAAAAGAUAAAAAAAAUAAAAUAAAACAACUUCCUGUUGUGUUCUUUUUUUAUCACAUUUAAGAAAAAGCAGCCAUCCAUGAUGUUCCCAGUUGUGUCCCACGUAGCUUGAGUAUAAAUUGACUAGAAAAUUGUGCAUGUUUUAGUCCUGUUGAAAGUGUGACCGUGUUCAUUUUACCUCUCUACUACUCGCAUAGUCCAGAGUAAAGGCUGCCUUCCUCUACUGACACCUUGUUUUUUUGCACUUGUUCUUUAAGACUGGAAUCUUGAGAUUUUAUCCGAUUUUUCAAUUCCACAGUUUCCACACGUUCCCCCUGCUCCAACAGCUGUACAGUGAAGUAAGACACUCCACCUAAUCACUAAAUGAGACUCAUGUAAGAACAAGGUGAAGCAGAUUUAAUGGAGAACAGGGCUGUUGGUAAUCAAGUCUACCUUUUGUUAGUUGUGUCCAGUUUGGCUCCAUGACGUGGUGCAGCCAAGUUAAAGUCGAGGCCAAAAUAUUUCAUGUACCUAAUUUCUUUAAGGAAAACGAUGAUGAAAUGUUGGUAACACUUUACUUGAAGUUAUCGUCAAAAUAGUGACAUGAUACUGUCAUAACUGUGACAUGACACAGUCGUAAAUGUGUCAUAAACAUUAUGUCAAUGUCAUAAACAUUUAUGACUGCUGUCAUUAAGUGUCAUUCGGUUUUUGAGUUGACAUUCCUUGGGUUGUCUUGAUUAUGACAACUUGACUUUAAUCAAAGUGACAUUACCACAAUAUAUCUUUGUCAUGGCAACUUGACAUAAACAAAAUAUGUUUCUAUAUUUGUGUUUAUGGCAAAUUGGCAUAAUGAUUAUUAUAAUUAGAUGUGCAAGGUUACAGACCAAUUCUAGCACUUGGUCAUAGAUGUUUGACAGAAUACCAACAAGAUACCCAAAACUGACUGUCAUGACACCAUUAUGACACCAUUAUGACACCAUUAUGACGGUGUAAUUAAGAUAUUCUUUGACCUCAAGUAAAAUGGUAGCAUUACUUGAAGGUAUCGUCAUAAUAGUGACAUGAUACUGUCAUUACUGUGACAUGACACAGUCAUAAACGUGUCAUAAACAUUAUGUCAAUGUCAUAAACGUUUAUGACUGCUGUCAUUAAGUGUCAUUCGGUUUUUGUCAUGACAAGUUGACAUUCCUUGGGUUGUCUUGAUUAUGACAACUUGUGUACUGGAUUGCUACUCCUGAACCCUUCCUCCAAUUUAGUGUACUGUAAAUAGU
Centropristis striata (black sea bass) is the source of this 4756-nucleotide messenger RNA. It is a transcript of the gene rap1gds1, whose product is annotated as RAP1, GTP-GDP dissociation stimulator 1. The transcript is spliced from 15 exons. Bases 392 to 2215 code for a protein of 607 amino acids. Gene Ontology annotation, cellular component: cytosol. Gene Ontology annotation, molecular function: guanyl-nucleotide exchange factor activity; protein binding. Gene Ontology annotation, biological process: positive regulation of GTPase activity. The record is from RefSeq and is a predicted model, not a curated record. NCBI's taxonomy places the organism in Eukaryota, Metazoa, Chordata, Actinopteri, Perciformes, Serranidae.